AUGGCUUCCAGCAUUGAAGAUGCCUCUAGUAGGAAUGAUGAUAACUACAACAUUCCUAUCUUCUACAUCAGCCAGCAUGACUCUACCCGCGACCAGCCUCUAGAUGAGCUGGCUUACGGCAGUCUGCUAAAUCUCGGAUUCACCUUUGUGACUGCGCCCAUUUCCAACCGCAAGUUCUACAACAGAGUUUUGGAGUUGACCCGGACGCACCUUGCGGCCCUCGAGCAGCAAAAGGCCUCGGUCAACACCACCCACACACCAAACUUUCCCGAUCCUGUGGUGCCUCCUCUGACGGCCGAGGAUACCGGCUUGUACCCAAGCCCGACCUCCAAAAGCUUUACAGCGUACUGCAGCCCUUGGAUCGACAUCUGCUCUCCCAGUCCCGUCAUUUCAAGCGUGUCCAGGCAGGUCCUCAACCAAGAGGUGAACUAUGCCAACUUUUGCGGUGUAAGGACAGUCAUCAUCCCUGGCCCCCGGCAGGACGCCACGACGCCAGAGGGUAGCGAUGGGCUGGCUCGGUAUGCUCGCGCGGUAAAGGAGGUGCUCGGCGCCGCUCCCAGGCUCAGCUUUGUCAUCCACGUUCCCAUGUACCGAGAGCCCGGCCUAGAGGAGCCCGUGGACUCUUUGACUACGGUGCUAUCCUCGUCGCUCACCGUUGGCUCUAGGGAGUUGAUGAAGCCUGAAUCGAUUGACCUCUUCAGUGCCUGGGACAGCUGGGACUUUGUUCGCACAAUUUGCGAGUACAAUCUUAGAUUGUUUGUCGGCGUACGCUUCCCCAAGAAACUGGCCGAAAGGGAACUGCAAACGCGCUGGUUUUCUGAGCCGGUGCACCUGAUCUCCAUCCACAAGGAUGUUUUCCAACUUAACCAGAAGAAGUGCCCCUGCCUGAGCAAAGCUCACCAGGACCUGAUUCGCGAGUUCCACACUCUUAAAAACACUCCCUGGAUCAUGCUCUGCGACGUCGGGCCGGACGGCACCGGUUUGGCGGCAGCCACUACCCAGGUUCCUGACAGCGCAGCCUUCCCCAGCCUCUCUGACGCGCAUACUACCCAGGAUUCUCUAUCCGAUCUCGAAUAUAAUACCCUCUCGGGCUUCCAAGACUGGCUCCAAUCACCUCUUCAGCCCCUAUCGGACAAUCUCGAGUCAACCACCUACGAAGUAUUCGAGGGCGACCCUGUCAAGUACAAUCAGUACGAGGCGGCAACAAUUGAAGCGUUGCGCUGGUGGAAGAAGACGAGCCGCAAGACGUCAUCGGGAUCUGGCGCCGUCGUGGUUGCCGUUGUUGGUUCGGGCAGGGGCCCUUUGGUACAUCGGGCACUGAAGGCUAGCCAAGUUACAGGUGUGCCCGUAGAGGUUUGGGCGAUUGAGAAGAACCCCAACGCGUAUGUCUACCUCUUGCAGCGCAACGCCAUCGAAUGGGGAGGCCGGGUACAUGUGGUCAGGACAGACAUGAGAAGCUGGAAGGGACCUCUCCUCGGCACGUCGGACGAGUCAUCUACAAAGUACGGACAGGUGGACAUUCUGAUCUCGGAGCUCUUGGGUUCCUUUGCGGACAACGAGCUAUCUCCCGAGUGCCUCGAUGGAGUUCAGCACGUCCUCGCGCCCGAGGGCAUCUCGAUCCCGAGCUCGUACACCGCCCACCUCAGCCCCAUUGCGACCCCGCGCAUCCAUGCGGAUCUCGUGAGCCGCGCCGCCACGGACAAGACGACCUUUGAUACCCCCUGGGUCGUUCGCCUCUUCCAACUCGACUUUGCCGCUGCCCGCGGGGUUCCCGGGCACCCCCUCUUCCAGGAGAUGUGGGAGUUUAGCCACCCGUUGCCCAAGGCUACUUGGGACCAGAUGACGGCGAGGGGACAGAGCGGUCUUAUCGGAGGCGUUGGCGGUAGCAUGGAGGGCUCGGUCGGUGCCAACGAGCACAACGCCCGCUUCAGCCGGGUGAAAUUUGUGUGCCUCAACCGAGGCGUGAUCCACGGUCUCGCGGGAUACUUUGAGUCGACCUUGUUCGAAUGCCAAGACUCAGCCGGUGAGGUCAAGCGACCCCUUCACUACCCCGACGAUUCAGAACUCGAGAUCAGUAUGUGGCGACAGACGGACGACAAGAGCGUCUGGUACGAGUGGUUGGUGGAAGCGUACUGCUGGGCUGGAGAGAAGAAGCGCCUAAAGUUAGCUACGUCGGACCUCUGCAGUAGCCGUAUAUCACUUGGUGUUGGAACGGGCCAUGGCGCGCUCCACGCCAUCUACGCAUCCGUCGACGAGUCGUGCAAGGCGCGCGGCUGGGACGGCGUAGACGUCGUGCUCAUCGGCGGCGACUUCCAAGCCGUCCGCAACGCCGCGGACCUCAACUCCAUGGCCGUGCCGCUCAACCAGGCGCCGUACCUGACGCUCUUCGUGGGCGGCAACCACGAGGCCUCGUCGCACCUGUGGGAGCUGUACUACGGCGGGUGGGUCGCGCCCAACAUCUACUACCUGGGCGCCGCCAACGUCGUGCGCGUGGGCCCGCUGCGCAUCUCGGGCAUGUCGGGCAUCUGGAAGGGCUUCGACUACCGCAAGCCGCACCACGAGAGGCUGCCGUUUAGCGGGGACGACGUCAAGACGCAGGUCGACGUCGGCAUGAGCCACGACUGGCCGAGGCUGAUUGAGCGGCACGGGGACGAGAAGAGGUUGUUUUCUAUGAAGAGGGCGUUUGAGAAGGAGUCGUACGAUGGCACGCUCGGGAACCCUGCUGCGACACGUAUCCCCGGCGACGGGAGGAGUAGGGGAUGCAGGGGAGAAGGGGAAGAGGAGCAGCCCCAAGAGGUUGCCUCACAACGGGAACAGUCCGCACCGGCCACGGAGCCCGAGCCGGCAGCAGCACCGGGACCCACGCUAGAAGCCCAGGCAAACCCAGACGAGAUUGACCUCGACAUGGACGACGAUCCCCCACCUCUCCCGUCAGCCCCAGCGCCCACAAAAGCCAACGCUGCGCCACCAUCGGCGACAACGACGACGACAACGACGACGACGUCAUCCGUCGCCGAUGAUAUCCGCGCCCAGCUCCCCGCCUCCUUCAGCAAACCCCCACCUCAACCGGAGAGGAAGAAAAAGACCGGCACCCCCGGCCAGCCCGUGCCCCCGGCAUCACGAACCGCGAGUCCCGCUUCCUCGCCCUCGACAAGUGCCUUCCCGGCCGCCACUUCCUCCAGCUCUGCGAGAUCCACCCCACGAUCCCCUCGUGGCCGCCGAGCACCCGCCCGCGUCGCCCGACCCGGACGCCCCGGCCGCCGCCCCCACUACAGAUUCCAGUACGACCCAGAGUGGCUAGCCAUCACCCGCGUCUUCGCCAAGGAGCUCGUCAUCGGCGACCCUCCGCGACACCCACCGGCGAGGACCCGGGCGAGGCCCAUUACGCCCCGCUCAUCGAGGCCGAGCUCGCCCGGGGUUCCCGAGUCGGUGCACGAGCAGCCGGUCGAGUACACGAACCCGCAGACGGCCGAGUUUUGCCAGCUCAUCCAGACGCAGUCGAGGGUGGGCGAGGUGGUCGGGGCGGUGGAGGAGGAGGAGGAGGAAGGGGUGGUGGUAGAGGUGGGAGACGGGGUGGAGGUGGAUGGGGUCGUGGGAGAGGUGGCAGAGGCGGUGGAGGUGGUGGUGGUGGUGGUGGUUGGGGUCACUGAGCGUGGUUACAACCAGAACCUUUUGUCUCUCGCGAGGGACGGUAGCUAG
Molecule: messenger RNA, 3699 nt
Organism: Parascedosporium putredinis
Lineage: Eukaryota; Fungi; Ascomycota; Sordariomycetes; Microascales; Microascaceae
Source: the annotation of a GenBank genome assembly